This is a messenger RNA of Larimichthys crocea (large yellow croaker), 5754 nucleotides long. RefSeq names its product IgLON family member 5 (gene iglon5). The transcript has 8 exons. Lineage: Eukaryota; Metazoa; Chordata; Actinopteri; Sciaenidae. The record is from RefSeq and is a predicted model, not a curated record. The coding region runs from base 573 to 1574 and encodes 333 amino acids.
CUUUCUUGUGCGUCUCGCAUCCAGUGCUGUUCCCUGCGACUCGCUGAGUGCGGAGCGACGAGACGCGCUGCAUACCAACAGAGACGUACGGGAGCAGGUUAAUUAAGGCUGAAGUGGAGACUUGCGACUGAUCGGGACACACAGACUGAUCUCUGACAAAAAAAAAAAAAAAACAUAUUUAUGUCAAGUCACUGGACAGUUUCUAUUUUAUCUUUUCUAAGAUAUAUUCUCUUUCCUUCAAGGCACCGAGAGCCAAACUAAGUAUCUGGGAUAUUUGUUUUUUUUUUUCUGCUCUGAUAUUUUUCUGGUUGAGAGAUUCUUCCACACAGAAGACAAACAACACCUCUCCAUCUCUCUCCGACAUCCUAAGGAAAAGUGGACAAGACUGAUGUUUUCGUGCAGUCACAUGUAGAAGCGUUGGACUAUUGCUGUUGACAUUCAUUGAGUGGGUCGUUUUUUUAUAUAUAUAUAAAUAUAUAUAUAGACACACAGAAUCCCCACAACGGUACCUUAAAAAGGAGGAAUACCACCAGGCUGCGAAAACAAGCAGAAAAAUCAAUCAGAACUCCAUCAUGGGCUGCCCCCUCUUGCGGAACGUGUUUGCUGGUUUGAUCCUGGUUCUGCUGUCGAAAGGGUCCAGUGUGCACGGAGCAGAAUUCGGACACCUGCCGGACAACAUUACAGUGUUGGAAGGAGAAAGCGUCACUUUGAGAUGUCGGAUCGACGAGGAGGUGACCCACAAGGCCUGGCUGAACCGCUCCAACAUCCUGUUCACGGGGACAGACAAGUGGUCAUUGGACAAGCGUGUGACGCUGGCCAACAGUAACAACAGUGACUUCUCCAUCCACAUCGAGAAGGUGCAAGUAACCGAUGAGGGGCCCUACAUUUGCACCUUCCAGGCCAAUAACAAACCCCGCAUGGCCCAGGUCUACCUCAUUGUCCAAGUGCCGGCCAGAAUCGUCAACAUCUCAAAAAACGUGUCGGUGAACGAAGGAGAGAAUGUAAACCUCUACUGCCUGGCAGUGGGUCGGCCUGAGCCCACCGUUACCUGGAAGGACCAGAAAUAUGGGCUGGUGAGUGAGGGGGAGUUCCUCGACAUCACAGAGAUUAAGAGGCAGCAGGCCGAGGACUACGAGUGCAUCACUAACAAUGGAGUUGCUCCGCCCGAUCAGCGCAAGGUCAAGGUCACAGUCAACUACCCUCCGAUGAUCACAGAUAUGAAAAACAUGCCAUCCCAGUUGGGCAAGACGGCCAUCCUGCGCUGUGAAGCCAUGGCGGUCCCGCCAGCUGUCUUCGAGUGGUACAGAGAUGAACACAGGCCGGUAGAGACUGACAACACCCUGAUGAUCAAAAACGAGAAGACGCGCUCGCUGUUGCUGUUCGCCAAUGUGACGGAGAAACACUUUGGCAACUACACCUGCUUUGCCUCAAACAGUCUGGGGGCUUCCAAUGCCAGCAUGCUGCUUUUUCGACCGGGGGCCAUACAGGGGCGAGGGACUGCUUUACAUGCAGGAAUGAGUGUCAGCGUGUGCGCCUGGGUUUCCCUCUCUACCAUUCUUCUGCUGAAGGUGUAAAGAUCGAGCCUCCACCUGGAAUUUCGUCCCUUAAUGUCCCUGAAAGCCUCCGUCUCCUCCUCCCCAAACCCCACCCCCCCCUUCCCCUCUCUUCCCGUCCGUGGAAAGGAAGAAGGAAAUGAAAUUCUUUAAUUACGAACCCAUCACUGUGAACAAAAAAAGAAUAUGCAUUAAUCCGGGAGCCAUUGAAUCAUUGCAUAAAACACACAUAUACCACAUCACUCCCCCUCCAUAACCUCAACACCCUUAAUUCAAUUUCGAGGUCAAAUCACACAUUAUCUCUUCGUCACUCAUGCACACAGUCUGUCUCCCUCUUUUUGUCUCCCAGAAUGCCUUGCAGAUCUAUCUGACUUGGUACUCCUGCCCCCCCCUCUCCCCACUUCCUUAUUUUAUCCUCAUUAUUACCUCAUUAUAUAUAUUAAUGAUUAUUGUGUCGGUGAUCAAUGAGAAAAUAGAUAAUCUAACAACUGGACGAUCAUUUAUGUAAUAUACUACAUAGACUAAUGACUCACCUACAAUGUUUGCCUUAUGGAAAUGAUACAUAAAAUCACAAUAUUAUGGUGGAUAUUUAUGGAAAUUAUAGUUAUAAUGUGAUACUGGCGGUCGUGUGACCUUUUGAAAAUUGUCCAAUUGGUGGCCAUGUGAAGUGUCACACUUUGAUCACACACAUACAAACACCUACACACACACACACACGUAUGGAUUUUUGAUUUUAACUGUGUAGCAGUGAAGCUGCUAUGAAUGAUGUCAAAAUGUAUCAAAAAAAAAAAAAAAAAAGGGUGGGUGGUGACGGCGUCGGUCCUAACUACCCCUUUGUGUAAUUUGGGGGAUUUAUACCAAGGUUUCGCAUGUUGACACCCUCACUACCCAAACCUUUUUAGCCCCCCCCCCCCAUGCCCCUCUGUUCUGCGUGCUCUGUCUAGUCGCCUUUCGCAUCGCUAUAGUGUUCUCUACUCCGUGUCACCUCCCCCUUCUCCCUACUCCCUCCGUUUUCCUCCCCAGUGUAAAUAUAUGCAGUACAGAGGCCACGCCGGUGACCUCAAGUCACCCGGCUCCGGACAACAUCUCCCAUCAGCCUCGACUACACUCCAGUUUUCUGAAGCAGCAAGAGACUGUCCGGUGACAACAAUAUCUUCUGUUUCAAAGCUGCGGCUCCAUCCUCUUUGUCGCUUGUUGAUAGCAUGUACCGGUUAGAGAUGUUCCUGUCGUGAGUCCAUACUUCCCACACUCUCCCUCCCUCUCUCCCUCCCUCCCUCCCCUGCACUGUGUCUGUUUUACUCUGCAAGGUUACCUGCUUUUACUUUUUUGGUGUUAAUAAUAGUACAGAUGAUGAUGAUGUUAAUAAGUAUUUGAAUAACUAUGAAUAGUAAUUCCAUGUGAGAAAAAAAAAAAAAGAACAAAAUCCGAUGGUAAUGAGCUGUGCGUGGGAAAAAUAAUUUUUGUACUCCAAGAAGUCACACACAUUGAACGACUACAAUGAAAAAAAACAAAACAAACAAACAACAAAAAAAAGAGAUGUAAAGUUUUCGAAGUGAUGUGCUCUAUUUUGCCAUGACAAGCUUUUUAAAAACGCAUUUGAAACAGUCCAAGGGAUUAUUUCAUCCGAGUCCAGAAGCAGUGAAUGAUGAUGUAAUUUAUAAUUUGUAACAGUUUAUGUAUUGGACUCUUUUUCUCAUGCUGUUAACUGCAUCACACACCCAUUUACAGCAUAUUUGUCCACUUAUCAUAGUGUGUCUCCCUCCGACCAGCUAGAUAAAUGAUUUGGAUCCAUGUCAGUCUCUGGUCGUGGCUGUAAGUCGGUUCUUGUUCGGCCCGACCGCAGGGAGAUAAAGAUGUAAUUAGCCAUUACCUGUGGCUGGCUAAGUGAAGGAGCCUGGGCUCCACCUGUCCCUCCUGCCAGCCAGUGAUGGCCCCCAUAAAUCAAGCUCAAUCCUGCCUCUGACAGGAAUCCUCUUCAAGGACAACCUCGCCUUGGUGCACCAGUACUUCAUCCAAUGUAUACCUGUGACAUGCAGGCAUGGGCACUACAAAAUCCCCAUGGCACAAUUAUCCAUCCAGUUCCCCUGCACAGCACAAACAGUGGGAGGUAAGCCCAUAUUUCAUUACGGUGGCACUCGUUUCUCCGCUGAAACACUGUUCCACACACAUGCAGCGACUAUAUGCAAAUUUGCCAUAACAAGCCUGCACGGAGAGAUGAGUUUACCCCGGCUGAACCCUGACUACUACGACCUUAAAGGGGAAUAACUCAGUAUUGAAUCAAUUGUCUGAAUGUGUUUUAUGUUUGAUUUUGUUUCAAACCAGCAAUAACCCCUAACUCUACUGUGGAAGAGGUAUCAGAUAUGGUUAAAGCUGUGGUGUAAUAUCUGAAAAAUUUACAUUAACAAGAUAUAUCAAAUAAGUCUGUUGUUGUACUUUUACUGUGUACAGUACUAUGAAAUGAUUGUGAAGCUCUGUUUAAAUGGCCCUUAAUCUAAAAACACUACAUGUUGUACUCAAAAAGUCUUGCCCUCCGCGAUGUAGUCGGGUUGUCCGUGUGACAGAACACACACUGUUUGUGCAUGCAUCUUGUUGCUCCAAAAAUAACGAUGGAUUCCAUUUCAAGCACAAGAGCAGGUCGUUUGGUCAGUGCUUCUUUUCUCUGUCUCUGUCACUUUUUCAUCCUCUCUGUAUCUCUCCGUCUUUCAUGCCCGUUUGUUUGUUUUUUUAUUUCUGUUUCUCACUCACAUACUGUACUGUUCCAUGUCAGCGUCCCACUGGGUUUGUCAGUGGCAUAUAACAUCUGUAUGUACAUAAUCUGUCCUUGAUGAAAAAAAAGAAAGAAACAAAAAAAAAAACAACAACAAAAAGAAAACGUUAAAAAAAAAAAAAAUCUACAACAACAUGGACAAAAAAAAAAAUAACAUACUGUCAUGUUUCUCAAUGUGGGUUUGAAAAAAAAAGCACGUCAAUGUUCGUGUAUGGUUGGAUUUUGAAAAAAAAAAAAAAAAAAAAAAAAACAUUGUAUGUUGUGUUCAGGUUCAUGGGUAAAAGGGUCCAGAUGGAGGGAAAUUCGGUCAAUAUGACAUGAAACCAUGGAGUGGUGAUAAACAAAAUGUGGGCAUUUGUACAAACAAACGGCAAAAGAACAUGUUUUUAUGAGUCACAAUGUGUGUGAAUGAGUCACACUUCUUAGUGCGAGAGAGGAGGAUUGGGGAGGGUAGCGGGCACGGAGGCGGUUGCGGAUCCCCUGGGUGCACAAUUGGAGGGUUUGAGGAUGCUGUUGAGAGAGCACCCAGGCCGACGGGGGCCUGUGGGAGGAUACCCUGACAAUGCAGAGCCAGGGGGAGAUGGGAUGACACUAACCAGACAGUGAACUCUCCAUUUAGGGAAAGAAGACAGACAGGCGCUCAUGUUGCAUUUCCAAACUUCGACACUCCCAAGGGGAAGGUGUACCACGCUCUAUUUACGGUUGCACUAUGUAAUAUGAAUAACAUUAACACAGCCUUGAUCACAAACACAGUCUGGCCUACUUCAAGUGUAUAAAUAACACCCCAACUGGGGUUCAAUGAGUUCACCGGGAUAUAAACAAGACGUUUGCUCGGCCCCUAAUUACAUUCAGCACACCCUGAUGGGAAAGUGUUGAUUGGCUCCUGCAGCUAAAGGUUAUGAUGAUCUGUUUACAGAAUCUUUGUUAACAAGGUGCCAUGAAGUUCUUGUUUAGAGCUCACAAAGCUAGCACUUAGUUUACAGCACAUAGCAUUAUUUUGCACUAUAAUAGCGAUACUUUGUUUUUGUUUUUUAAUGGUAGGAUUCUUUUAAUUAGUUCACACAGGUGAUAGCUGGGAAAGCAGGUGAAUUUAUAUAGCUGUUAAUGAAUGGCGCUCAUGAGCGCAGUGCUGUGACUUUUAGGGAUGGGAUUUGUAAAAUACCGAACAGUUUCGGAGCACUGUGCUUUUGCUGAGAAGAGUAAUGAAGCUCUAGUUUGUAAGGACAGAUACCUGAUGCAGUGAGAUAGUAAAAUAAUUAUGGUGCUUUAAAACCAAGACUGUAGAAUAGUAAAAUAAGUGUACAGUUAGCCCAGAGAAGAUUUGAAUGUACUGCUUUCUACGCUUUUUGUUUUGUUGUUUUUCAUGUGGGAGGCUCAGGCUAUAGUCUUUUCUGCAACAACCCAACCUACACAGAACAGAUCCUGGACAGACUU